Molecule: messenger RNA, 6172 nt
Organism: Trichechus manatus latirostris (Florida manatee)
Lineage: Eukaryota; Metazoa; Chordata; Mammalia; Sirenia; Trichechidae
Gene: DNAL1
Product: dynein axonemal light chain 1
Exons: 4
Coding region: 1-336 (111 amino acids)
Biological process (GO): outer dynein arm assembly
Cellular component (GO): cytoplasm
Molecular function (GO): dynein heavy chain binding; alpha-tubulin binding
Source: RefSeq, a predicted model, not a curated record
AUGUUCCUGGAUUGCUUUCUUUUUCAGGAAGUAGUAGGGGACACAUUAGAAGAACUGUGGAUCUCCUACAAUUUUAUUGAGAAGUUGAAAGGGAUCCAUGUAAUGAAGAAACUGAAGAUUCUCUACAUGUCUAAUAACCUAGUGAAAGACUGGGCUGAAUUUCUGAAGCUGGCAGAACUGCCAUGCCUGGAGGACCUGGUGUUUGUAGGCAAUCCCUUGGAAGAGAAACACUCUGCUGAGGGGAACUGGAUUGAUGAGGCAACCAAGAGAGUACCCAAACUGAAGAAGCUGGAUGGUACCCCAGUAAUUAAAGAGGAUGAAGAAGAAGAAAACUAACACUACAUUUUCUGCUUCAUGUUAAUUUAUUUAAAUGUCAAAAGAACAAUAGAUAAGUUUUAUAUAAUCGUCUAUUUUAAAGAUUGUGUAUGGGUCAAAAGGUUCUUAAAAAGAUAAAACAAAUCUCUCAUUCCCACUUUUUUUCCCCUUAACCUGUUCAGUGUGUCUCCCUCAGAAUGAUAAUACUAACUUUAUAUAUUCUAGCCUUCUUUUAGAAACUACGAAUUUUCAAUUUCUGUCUUCAGUCCCAAUUAUGUACUGUGUGGCCCUAUCUAUUGAAACCUUUGUAGACCAGUCAUUUUAACAACAACGGAACAAUUGUGUGUUCUUUAUUCAGAUUUUAGACCAGGCAUUUUAAAAGAUAUACUAUUUAACUUUUUCCUCUGUAGACCAUCUUUCUUGAACGUCCAUCCCCUUACUUUACGACUCACAAACGUGUUAUGCUUUUGAUUCAGAAGGCAGCAUGGUGAUAGGAAGAGCUCCUCUUAUAAAUACAGCAGCAGCCAUAGACACAAGAAUCUAAAAUCCAAUUAGAAAAAUUAUGGUCAAAAAAGGGAAACAAUAUCUUGGAGGCCUUAUAGCCCAUAUUAUAUUUACUGUUUGUUUUUCCAAAAAUGUAUGUAUUAUCAACUGGAAUUUAGGUUGUGUUUACAUGUGUGGCCACUUGAGUCACUGUGUUCAAUCAGUCAUUUUGUGAUCCAGGUUAGUGGCUAGAAUGUCUGUCAUGAUCAUUCCUUUCACCAGUAAUCUAGUCAUGUUACUCGUGUGGACCUGGCUUUAAGCACAUUUUUUUGGUUUAUAUUCCUUAUGUUUAAGGAAUAGCUAUAUUUGAAUUCCUAGUCUAAAAGUUGCCCUAAUGACUUUGGUGGCCCUCCUUGUUGGGGGAAGUGAUUGUUAUGGUUAUAAGGGUAUAGAACUUAAAGAUUGAAUUUGGUACCUUUCAAUAAAUGAAACUUAGUAUUUCAAAAUAUAUUUUUUGAGAAGUUCUAAGUGAAGCAGUUCUUUAAAUGUAUUAUGUAAGUGGUUGUGGAGAGAAGAGAGAAGAGAUAUUUCAUUAUGGAAUUCCAGGCAAAUGGCAAUAUGUUUGAGGAUUGCCUCCUAUGUGACUCAUUAGGUUUUUAACUUCAAAAUUGCAAAGUGAUAGAGGCAGAGCUUAGAAUUUAUCAGGUAAGAAAAAAAUUCUAUGGUAUUUCUCUUUCUGAAAAGUGCACUGUAGUCAGUAACUAAAUGAAGUCCACAGCAAGGCUAUGACUGAAUCACUAAUAGGUUGCAGAAAAGAAGCCAGGGGCCCUCUGCCAAAUUGUGCCUAAAGUCCCUCAACCAGAGACUAUUGAUUCUUGUUUCCCCAGCUACACUGUUAAAAAGGGGUGAGUCAUUUUUAAAAAAGUGUUUGUAUAAGUAGUCUUGGGUUUCAGAAGUUUUUAGCUAUCAUUUAAGUAGAAUUUCUUGAUUUCUCUUUGAGUCACUCUGAUCAGAAGGGACCACUGCUUUGACAAUCAACUCUAAAUACAAACAAGAGGAAGAGUUAGUCCAAUACCUUUUUAGUUUCGUUUUAGCUCUUCCUUACAAUCUGAUAGGAAGUAAAUCUUUACUGUCCUCUGACUGGCUUAUACAUUCAAAGCUUUUGGGCGUUUCUGUUGUGAACCAUAAGAUUAAUGAGCCUUUAUUAUCCUUGGUGUUUAAGGCCCAUAGGCUGAGAGGGAAGAUGAGCUUCUUUACUUACAGUUUGUACUUCAUCCAGUAGGCAAGCUUGAAGCCAUAUUGCUAUGAAUGGGUGUAUUUUCUAAAAGUUAUCCUGGAAGUGGUUAUGAUAGGGAAUGGAUGAUUUCAUUUUGAAUUUAUUUAUAAAAUGGCUUACAGUUUUGGUGUUUGGUUUUUCUGAAUUUGGUAGUGUAGGAACUAAUUUUUUCUUUUCCUUGUUUCUUAAUGUCUUUUAUAAAUAUAAGGUGCUUUUCGUGUCCAUUUCACAAAAAAUUCAAAGUUAGUUCCACUCAAAAAUAUUUGAAUGCCUUGUAUGCAUCCUUUUCAUGGAAUUAAAGUCAGAAAAUGGAAGGGAGGUUAUAUGAAGAAGUUCAGGAUAUUCUCUCAAAUUGUCCCUCACAUCAUCCUUUACUGCUGUAAAUUUAACUGAUAUAAAAUGCCUUGGUUUAUGUCUCUUGGGUUAGGUAUUUGACCAACUAGGAGUAGGUUUUCUCUGUGCUCCUAGUUUAAUGAAUUAUGCUAUUUCAGUGGAUCAUUUAAAUCUCUUACUUCUAGUAAUGAUAGAAGUGUGGAAUCAGCUCAGCAUUUUAAUAUUUCACAGGAAAUUUUAUUUUAGUGUACUAAGGAAAUCAACUUUUCUAUGUUUCCUAACUCUAAGCCUAUGGCCAUAUUACCUGGUCAGGUCUUGAAAGGUUUUUGUGUUCUCUGUUAAUAAGAGUUUGUUUCUUUAAACCAGGGUUUUUCAACCUUGGUGCUGUUGACAUUUUGGGCUUUGUUGUGGGUGGCCUUCCCAUGUUCUGUAGGAUGUUUAGUAGCAUCCCUGGCCUCUACCCACUAGAUGCCAGUAGCACCCUCUCCCCAAUUGUGACUACCAAGAAUGUCUUCAGACACUUCCGUCUAUCCCUGGGGAGUGGGGAUAGGGUGAGCAAAUUCACUCCUGGUUGAGAAGCAGUGCUUUGUACUUUACACCAACACUGCUUUUUGUCCAGAGUUCAUUUUCACUCUGAGUUACAGUGUAUGAGAGAAGGCGAUGUAUUUAAUCAUAAUGGAUGAAAGGAAAUGGCCACUGGUGUUUCCCUAUUUUGUAUUGCUCAUUUUCAUAAUUUUCACAGAUUGUUAGAAACUCAGGGUUGGAAGGUUCAACUUAUUUUUUUUUUAGCAGGUCUCAACUUUUCAUUUCUUAGCAUUCUUCCUUAUCUUAGGACAGUGAUCAUUCACCUACCUCUCUCUCAAUAGCAAAAAAAUCAACUUUAUGAUAGAUUUUGCUUUGUCUCUAAAGUUUAACAGUUUGAAUGUGCUUUGAAAAAUGGAUCAUCAUUCUUUCAAGUCUCACUCAUUGUUCAGUAAUGCACAGAAUUCUGCAGACUGUAGAAGUCAUUAAAUACAUAAAUAUACUGUGUAAAAUUUGGUAAUCAUGUAUGAAAAUUAACUGGUGUGGACAUCGAUUUUGGGUGUGAUCAGAAGUAUGUGUGAUCAUAAUAACUGGUCAACAACUUGGUGUGGUUACUAGAUCAAUUCCACAGAUAGAGGUGUUACAAAACACUUAAAUGUGGUUUCUAUGUGGAAAGAGAAAUUUUGACUUGAAUAGGCGCUUAUUCUGAUACCUUUUACCAGUGGUCUGAAGCAAAAUAAGGAGAAAUGAAUCUUGUCUGUUGAUUUACUCUCAGAACUGGUGAUGUGUAAAGAGCUGAAGGUAGUAACUCUGUGACCCAGAAUCCUCCACCUGGGUUGUUCUUAGGACUGCAUGGAGAAGUGCGGGGCCCAGAAAGUUUGGGUUUAAUCUUUCACCAAAAAAAAAUUUGGGAGGUGUCAAAUCAUUGAUCAUUAUUAGUUAGUGUGUCUCUGACUACAGUCAGACCAUCAGUUCCCUGGGACCUUUAUACAUUGUAAGUGUUGGUAAAGGUAGAAAAACCGCUCACCUGCAAAUUAUCCUUUACCAGAAAUUUGUUCCUUUGGCACACCUUUUCUUUGUUUGGGCUGCUUAGUGUGUCUGUAAAUAAUGAAAUAUAAAAAAAAAAAAUUCAGUGUAGCGGAGUUAGUGCUUCUGACACGGCUAACUUGACCAUAUUCCUUUAUCUUUACUCUAGCAUACGUCUCAUUGUUUUUGUUUGUUGUUUUUGUAAAACCGUAAAAUAGGUGCAAUAGAAAUACCAAGUUAUAUUUAAAAUCACUGAACUUUUAGAAAUCUAUCUAUAUUCUUGGCUUUUUAUAAAUCCAUGACUGAAAAGCAAGAAAACUGAAAAGAAGAAAUAGACUUAGUCUUACCUUUUUCUGAUCUAAGAUAAAUUGAGUAAAACUUUUCACUUGACACUUGGAGAAGUCAUAACUGGAUUCUAAUUAGUUUCCCAUGUUGGGCAGGUUAGAGAGGAGCCAGCCAAUCGAAUUGUGAUCUAUCAAAUGUAACAAAGGGGUAAGGAUGAGUAAACUAUUUUUCAGUAGAUUUGCACUUUAAAAUUAUGAACUGGAUGUUGGUGGAAAGUAUUCCCAAAGGGCAGGUGGGUAAAUACCUAGCCUGCAUGUGGAUGUUAGAAAAAUCUCACCCAUGCUGUUCUAAGCCCACAUGAGCAGUAGCUGUCUGUCGGCCUAAUCAGAGUUGGGAUUUCCCUUUUUCCCUACUUGGUGCCAUCUUAAGACCUUGUCUACUCAGAAUAGAAACUUCGAGCUAUCUUCCCCAUAUCUAGAUUUUAAAAAUUUGGAUGUUGGCUAAAUUAAGCUGUGGCUGAUGUUAUGUGGGUGAGAAGCUCUUUGCUUCUUUGGUCAGCAGGGUGCAUGCCUCUGAAGUGCUAUUGCCUAGAGGGAUAAAUCCAUCAAAAGACCAGUGAGUUGGCAGCCAAAGAGAAUAUACAUAUAGCCAGCUACUUCUCCCAGGUUGUCAGUUAUGAUCAUGAGCAUAUUUUAGAAUCUUUGGCUUUUAGAACCAACUCCAAUCUGAAGAACAUUUUAACAUCUAUUAAUACUUUGGUAAUAAUCUUUUAUAUACAGGAUUUUUGUAGCAUGACUUUAUGACUAAACUUAUUGUGUUAAAUUAUUUAGAAAUUUUGAGUUUCUAAAUGUUAUUUUGUGAGACUUGUUUUAAAAUAGUAAUAAAUUGUGUUGUUUUAUAAAAAAAAAAAAUGUGGAUCUUUUUUGGUUUGUGACCAUUUAGUUUUAGCUAAUGUAGAACAACUAUAAUUUCAAAGGAAUUCAGCCUUUGGAUAGCAUUCCACACAGCUUUGUAUAUGUAUGUAUGAGAGAGACUGACUCAUUUCUUUAUGCUAAUUUUUUUCCAGUAGUUCAUUUCCAGUAAUAAUCUCCUCCCCCAGGUUUCUAAGUGCUUCCCAAGAACUUCCUCCAAAUGGGCACCAUUUCAAAUUAUUAGGCUCCUGGAAAGAGCACUUCCAGGACUGCACUUUACCAUUCCUAGUCCUCUCCUUACCUCCAGAAAUGCACAAGGUAAAGGUUAGGACCUUGAAUUGUGGUCUCCUGGAAUAACCUGGUCUUGGCCAGCCCCUUUUUGAUACACAAGAAGUAGAGAGAAUCAAGCAAUAUUAUUAGCAUUACAUAUUUUGCCAGUCCAUUCUGUGGUAUAGACUCGUUGCCAUCGAGUUGAUUCCGACUCAUAGCGACCCUAUAGGACAGAGUAGAACUGCCCCAUAGGGUUUCCAAGAAGCAGCUUAGUGGAUUCGAACUGCCAACUUUUUGGUUAGCAACCUGAGCGCUUAACCACUGAGCCACCAGGGCUCUUCUUAUUCCAUAGUACGAAUGAAAACCUAAUUUUGGUCACAGAAUAGGACUAUAGUGCAGAUUCCACUUCUUAAUCCACAGUUCUUUGGUUAUGAUCCAUUUCUUGCUGCUGCCCUCCCUUAAAAAGCAGAUUUUUCUCAGCCUGUAAAGAGAAAUAUUCUAUUCUCUACAUACGAAAUAUGUAUGUAUGUGUACGUAGGUAUAUACAGUUGUUUUAUGUAAUAAUAAAAGCCAGAAUCUUAGGUGCUGAUCUUCCCUCCUAGGAUGCAGUCGACUCUGUACCUAUUAAAAAAAAGGUAUAACUCUUAUGUAUAGACAUGGAAGGAUACCUGUAACACAGGUGAAAAAAUUAAGAACCCAUAUUUAAGAAUACACAUGUAUGUGUGUGGAGCAGGAGUGUGUGUUUAUAUAU